Molecule: messenger RNA, 761 nt
Organism: Aspergillus steynii IBT 23096
Lineage: Eukaryota; Fungi; Ascomycota; Eurotiomycetes; Eurotiales; Aspergillaceae
Product: SNAP receptor SNC2
Exons: 5
Coding region: 1-684 (227 amino acids)
Biological process (GO): vesicle fusion; vesicle-mediated transport
Cellular component (GO): SNARE complex; plasma membrane
Molecular function (GO): syntaxin binding; SNAP receptor activity
Source: RefSeq, a predicted model, not a curated record
AUGUCCGAACAACCCUACGACCCUUAUAUCCCCUCUGGCUCCAACGGGGCCCCCGCUAGUGCCGCGCAGAAUGGCGAUCCCAGGACGCGGGAAAUCGACAAGAAAAUCCAAGAAACUGUCGACACGAUGCGUUCGAAUAUCUUCAAGGUCUCGGAGCGUGGUGAACGUCUGGACUCUCUGCAGGACAAGACCGAUAACUUGGCCACAUCAGCCCAAGGUUUCCGCCGAGGAGCCAACCGCGUGCGAAAGCAAAUGUGGUGGAAGGACAUGAAAAUGCGCGUUUGCUUGGUUAUCUGCGUCAUCAUCUUGCUGGUAGUCAUCAUCGUUCCCGUUGUAGGAAACCAACAGUCGGUACUCCGUUUCCAUGGUGGUAGACACCCGAAGCAUGUCGAACAGGCCACCCCGAGACAUGCAGUCGACGCCGAACUACGAGGGCGACAUGACGAAGAGUGGACCGGCAAGACCCCUAGGGUAAAUGAGCCGGAGACAUUCCCAUUAGCUAACAGAUCAGAUAACGAAGGACCCAAUGCACUACGAAAUGACAUCUGGGAAUUAUAUCGGGGCAGGGAUCCAUCCGGCGAGGGCUGGGCGAACGGUUAUUCGUCAAUGAGGGGGGCACGACAGACCAUUAACAGGUCGAAGCGAGAUCUGAUAAUCCCAGAAUUCCUGGAAUGUGGAAAUUGACGAGGUCGAUCUGCUGGGUGUGGUGGUGAGAGGGGAAUUUCUGUUACGUGAGCUGGUAGAAAAGAGAGAGAAAAAAA